Messenger RNA from Thelazia callipaeda (thelaziosis nematode), 918 nucleotides. Lineage: Eukaryota; Metazoa; Nematoda; Chromadorea; Rhabditida; Thelaziidae. The record is from the annotation of a GenBank genome assembly.
GAAAAAGGCAUAAGAAUUCCAAAGCAAAUUAUGCCAUCCGAUCGCAUUAAGCGCCAAGAAAUUAAAACUUUGCAACAACGAUGGAAAAUGAAGCACACUGACCGUGCUGGUGAUAUACCGAACUGUCCAUCCAUUGAAGAUAUCGUCAAAAUGCCAAUUGAGGAAAAUCUACCAGCAGCGGUGAAUUCUGCAACAAAUAGUACCGUAUCUACAGCUCCACCCCAGUCAUCAGAAUCCUCGGCCCAAGCACAGAUUACCACUACUGCUCGUGAAAUAUCACCGGUAGAGUCCGUAGUGCCGCAAAAUUCCUCAGAUACAUCGUCGCUACCUUUUCGCCGCAGAAUUUCUCGAUCUCGACGCCGACAACGUAGCAGAAAGAGUAGUAAAAACUACUUCGAUGUGUCACGAUCAGGCAGCGACUACGCUAUCCAGGCACCAGCAUGGGAAAGAAGAGAUGAUAUCCCUAUGUGUCCUGAUAUUGAACAUAUCUGCCAGCUUGACCAGAACAUUCAAGAGGAUGAAAUGUCGGCCCAACGAUUUUCCUUCGCUCUUUACCAGCUAGUCGAUGACUUCUUCCUUCUGCUGACCAAAAUGACAGAAUUGUUUAAAAAUCAUCCGCGUCCAGCGACAACAAUUGGUUUCAUUGUCGCUAGCUACCUGAUCAUUUGUUAUCUGGAGCUUUCUAUUGCAGCUUUAGUUGAAUUGUUGGCUCAGUCAACUUGGCCAAUAUUCCAUGCUUUUUUGCUCUUUACUGAACGCUUUGCUACCAGUUUCAGCUCGUUUAUGCGUUCUUCCGAUGACAUUGUGCAAGGUGCAUACUGCGAUGUGGCAGAAAUUUGGUGUCGACAUUUCCAGAUGAUGUGCGCGGAUAGAUGUUCAUUUUUCAAUUUGGCAUUAGAACGAUUGAGAACAAAGUGA